This is a messenger RNA of Penaeus chinensis, 5481 nucleotides long. Its product is annotated as adenylate cyclase type 2-like. Lineage: Eukaryota; Metazoa; Arthropoda; Malacostraca; Decapoda; Penaeidae. The transcript has 23 exons. Bases 277 to 4851 code for a protein of 1524 amino acids. Gene Ontology annotation, molecular function: adenylate cyclase activity. The record is from RefSeq and is a predicted model, not a curated record. Gene Ontology annotation, biological process: adenylate cyclase-inhibiting G protein-coupled receptor signaling pathway; cAMP biosynthetic process; intracellular signal transduction.
AUUUAUAGUUUUACGUCACUGUUUUCAAGAGAACUGUAAUAAAAGGUAACAUUUGGCCUAAAGAUCGCAAGCAAUGCCGGUCGCACGUAGACGCCAGAAAAAACUUUUAUCGAAAGAUCAAUGAAGAGGGCAGGGAUAGAAAAGAAAAGAAAACCAAAAUCAUAAAGUAAAAUAAAAAGUCUACUGGUAAAAGAUAUCGCUAAAAAGAAAAAUAGAAAAAGGAAUUUUCUAUAAUAAUAAUAAUAAUAAGAUCUGAAACAAGUGACUGGACAUUAAAUGGAAAAGCCUGUAGGGGCUUCGUCACCUUCCCUGCCCAGCCGAGUGCGCCGAGAGAGCUCCCCGGACUCCAGAAGGCUAUGGCGCCCCCUGAGGACCCAGGAGAACCCAGGGGGGCUCACCUUCCACCCGGCUAGCCUCAGGACCAUCCACGUCUCCUUCUCCGUGGGACUCCUGUGUAACUUCCCGAUUCAGGACGACGGCGGGGGCGCGGACGAUGAGGGCAUCUUAGCCGGAGAAUCUCAGCAGUCGGCCGGGCGCAGUAGCAUCGGCUCCAACGCCUUCGACGGCUCCCCUCGAGGCUCGGCGGGCUCCCUCUCCAACUUCGAGCGGCUGGAGAUCAUGGCGCGCAAGUCCCUGCCCUACAUCCAGCAGCGGCGCCAGUCCUCGGCGUCCGCCUUCAUCCGCGAGCCGCUCAUGGCCACGACAGACGACCGCAACUGGUCGUGGCGCUACCUCAGGGAACGGUUUCGCAUCAAGGAUCUGGAGGAUCUCUUCGAGCACUACCAGCUCCGCCUCCACCACGCCAUGUUCAUCGUCUACCUCAUGCUGCAACUCUUCCUCUCCUUCAUCGCCAUCGCCACCCUCUUCAUAAUUCAGCACCCGCCGGAGGAGCUCGUCCCUGAGCUGACGGGCCACGGCGCCGCCCUGGUCGUGUGCAUGGCCCUCUUGGUCUACGUGUACGACGAGCGGACCUUCAGGCAGUUCCCCAACCUCCACGUGGUCAUGUCGGGCCUCAUCAUCCUCACUCUCUUCGCGACGGAUGUGUCUCUCACACUCUAUUUCCACGAGCAAGAGAUCCAGGGCAACGAGGAUAAGGAUGUCAAGUUUGGUAACAUGAUAUACCUCCUGUUGGUCGUCUAUGUCUUUCUGCCGAUUCCUAAGAAGUGGCAAGUGACAGUCCUCGCUCUCCUGCUCACCCUCGGCUACCUGGCCCUCGGGUACUACGCCAUUCAGGGCGACCAGAGCCCCUACGGCCGCCAGCACAUCGUCACCAAGAUGUGCGUGGACGCCACCAUCCUCCUGUGCGUUAACCUGGUGGGAAUCUACUGGCGUUUCAUGAGCGAAGUGGCCUUCAGAAGAGCCUUCCUGGAUAAGAGAGGAAAUCUGGAGUCCAAGUUUAAGCUGGACGCAGAGAAGAAGCAGGAGGAGGGGCUUCUGCUGAGUAUCCUGCCGAAGAACAUCAUGCAACAGGUGAAGUCUGAUUUCCGAAAUAUGAUCGAGAGGACUCUGUACAACACGAUGCCCAUCACCAAGAGCAAUCCCUUCCCGAACCUUUACGUCAACCGCCACGAAAUGGUCUCCAUUCUCUACGCGGACAUCGUCAACUUCACUCCCCUGACGACCAAGCUCAGCGUGGAUCAGCUGGUUGAGAUGCUGAACGAUCUCUUCGGCAAGUUCGACGAGUCUGCUGAGACUAAUGGUUGCCUUCGUAUCAAGAUUCUCGGGGACUGUUACUACUGCGUGUGCGGAGUUCCUGAGUAUAACAAGGACCACGCUCACAACUGCGUGAAAGUAGGCUUUGAGAUGAUCGAUAUCAUCCGCGAAGUUAGAGAGGAGCGGGCCGUGAACGUGGACAUGCGCAUCGGCAUCCACAGCGGCAGCGUGCUGUCAGGCCUCAUCGGCGUCCGCAAGUGGCAGUUCGACGUGUGGAGCAAUGACGUUACCAUCGCCAACCACAUGGAGCAGACGGGACGCGCGGGCCGAGUUCACGUGACGCACAAGACCCGCGAACUGCUCACUGGCCUCGACUACGGCUUCGAGCCCAGUGACGGACGCCGGAAGGACCAGCUCCUGAUGGACGAGAAGAUUGACACGUUCCUUAUCAUCCCCAAGCACAGGCCCCCGAGCGGCCGCCGCGUGUCCUACGGCUUCCACUCGGCUUCCAUCAAGCCGCGCGUGUCCAUGACGGUGGACAACGCCGAACUGAAGAACCUGUACGAGGGCGACAUCAGUAAAAAGAUCACCAAGGUCAACCUCCCACACGGGGCCGCCCGAGGCUCCAUCCUGGCCAGGCGGCGGUCCACUCACUCCGAGAACCACCUGGCUUCGAAGCGGCGCACCGUAGUGACAGACAACGCUCUCAUCUCCUUCCAGAGAAUAAUGGUUAAUUCGAAGGAGUUCAUGGAGAAGGCGAUAGAGAGCAUGCCGCUCAGGAAGUAUGACCAGUGGUUCAAACCUGAAGGAAUCAAUCCCCUGCUGCUGACUUUCACGAAGGAGAGCUGGGAGCUUCCUCUACUCCGCCAACCCGACCCCCUUUACAAGUACUACAUCCUCUGUGCCAUCUUCAUCUUCAUCGUCAUCUUCCUCACUCAGCAGCUUCUCAUGCCAGUGAACACGUGGGGCUUGGCGGCGGGCGUGGCGGGCGUCCUGAUCCUGGCGGCGAUCGGGCCGGUGUGUUGGGUGGCGACCGUGCACCAGCAUAUCGUCGACCCGCACAACGACCGCGAGUUCGACACCCGCAGCCGCUCAGCCGUCACGGAAUUCUUCUACUCGGCGUCGAAGGGCGUGAUCGCCUCCAUCGGGCUGAGGGCGCUGCUCUUCUUCUUCGUCUGCAGCGCCCUCUACUGCUGCGCCGUCGUCAACGUGAUCGAGUGUACUGACAUCCUAGAAAAAUACGCAAGCACGUUUUUGAACACCACGGCAGCACCUUUUGGAGCCAAUGCAAGCACCGAGCUUCCUCUUUCUCCUAGCGACAUCCCUGCUCUCUGUUGCGACCCCUGGUACUUCACCUACAGCGUCACUCUCACGCUCCUUGUAGUUUGGACCUUCUUCAGGAUGCACUUCCUCCUCAAGCUCUCCGUCUACGUCGUCGCCGUCACACUCUACGGCUUUUUCGUCCUGUAUUUUGCUGAGGGGGUGUUCAGCCACGAGGGCAUGGCCGGCGUGUGCCCGCGGCUCACGGUGACGAGCCUCGGCCUGAGCCCCGGUCUGGGCCACCUGUUCUUCGUGCUCUUCGUCUUCUUCGCUCUCCACGUCAUGGACAGGCAGAUGGAGUACAUUAUGCGGCUCGACUUCCAAUGGAAACAGCAGCUGGAGGCGGAGCAGAAGGAGGCGCAGACCACGCACUUCGCCAACAAACUCCUCCUCCAGAACAUCCUUCCUCUCCACGUCGCGGACAUGUACUUGAACCGGCAAGGGGCGACGGACGAACUGUACCACGAGUCUUACCAACACGUGGGAGUCAUCUUCGCGUCCAUCCCGAACUACGGCGAGUUCUACCGGGAGAAUGAGAUGAACGAGGACGGCAAGAUGUGCCUCAAGGUUCUCAAUGAGAUCAUCUCCGAUUUCGAUAUGCUUACAUACGAAGCGCCUUUCCUGACCAUGGAAAAGAUCAAGGUGGUGGGCAGCACGUACAUGGCCGCCUGUGGCCUCCAGCCCGGCCGCAGGUACAGCGACGACUCCAACUUCGAGGAGAGGGACAAGCAGGAGAAUGUUGCCACCAUCACCAAGUUUGCGGCGGCCAUGUUCGAGAAGCUCAAGGCCAUGAACAGGGAACACUUGCAGGAAUUUCGGCUAAGAGUGGGCAUCGACGUGGGUCCAGUGAUCGCGGGCGUGGUGGGCGCCCAUAAACCUAUGUAUGACAUCUGGGGAAACACCGUCAACGUCGCCUCCAGGAUGGACUACACGGGGGAGAUGGGGAAAAUUCAUGUGACGAAGGAAGUGGGCGAAAUCCUACAGGAGCAAGGUUGGGCCGUGGAGUGUCGCGGCGAGAUCUACGUGAAGGGCAAAGGCCACAUGGUCACCUACUUCGUGGACCCGACGCAGGCUCCUCCCAAAGCAUCGGCCGACGCCCACCCGGAGGCGAACAACAACGAGAACCUGAACCUGAAAUCCAGCAGCCACAUCAUCACCAACAACAACAGCAAGGCGUCGAAGGACGCAGAGAGCAGCGAGCAGCCCAGGCGAAGGAGCAGCCAGCUGAGCCUGAACUCCCUGAAGGGGUACCUGACGCCGCACCGAGGGAGCAUAGAGAUCAGUAAGGGCAAGGGUGCCAGCGGAGACAGCAGCAGCCUCUCGUCGAAUUAUCGCAGAAGAAAUGACAGCCUCGAGGACAGCCGGGAGGGGAGGAGGUCCCGGGGCACCUCCCCGCGCAACUCCGAUGACUCGGGGGCGUCCAGCAGCCUCCAGGGGCGCCAGGUACUCCCUGCGGCUGAGGCGGCAGUCAUCGCGAAACGAACUUACUUUAACCUAAUUGAGGACGACUUUGCCAAAUACAAUCACUCGUUCGAGAAAGAGGACGAGCGGCCCGCAUUCCCAGCGUCCCUGCGGAUUGAGGAGGAGGACGAGACGCUCUCAGGCUCCGUCGCCAACGGGAAUGUCGAGUCGGCAUCGUUGGGCGCGUCACAGUCUGGGGGCGUAACGCACAGCGCCUCCGACAGGGAGUCGGUGUCCACGCAGAGGAGCAGCAUGGCCUCCAGGUCCUCCAGCAAAGGCAGGAUUUUCAGCAGAUCAUCGACGUUACGGCAGGUGGACGUGCACCCGCUGGCUCUCUUGAAGGAGCAGGAGUCGGACCGGCCGGCGCACACCGAGCUCUCGAUAGACUCUUACGAGAGCGAGGACAUUCGCUUGUGAAGACGGGCUAUGACUAAAGCAACUGAAAAACCUUUAUUAAAUCAACGUUUCCGUUUUUCAUUCUCUCCAAGAAAUGAAAAAAAAAUCGGAGAUGAAGACAAGGAAAAACGUACGGAGAUAAAGUGAUACUAGGUAAGGCGAUUUGUAUUUCUUUUGUUAAAGAAAAUGUUAAAGCGUGAACAUCAAAUCUCACAUUGUUGGUGAUAAAAGGAAGUAAAGGAAAUAAUUACAAAGAAAAAAAACUAUUUUUUACCUCAAAUAAAAACUCUAGGGGAAUGAUAAUUUCGUCCGCAAGUUUACUUAAACUUAUUUUUCUUCGAGGGAUUUUUUUUCGUUAAGUAUGCCUAAGAUACAUCAAUAAACUAUUUUAAAUUCUACAUUUUGUUCUAUGUGAUUGCAGUACAAUAGUUUUACAAUGUUUUUUAUUUAUACUUUUCAGAUUUUUAGGCAAUUGAAUGACCAUUUGUGUUUCAUUUAAAUGUCAGCUUUAAGAACCACUGCAUUAAGACUAUUUGUAAAUAAAAAAAAUACUUUUGCCAUGGGUUCUAUGUGCAAUAAAAUAGGAAGUAGAAAAAUAAAUGAAAUGUCCCUCUGUAUUUAUUUUUAUUUUUCUUAUUCAUUUAUGGAGCA